Molecule: messenger RNA, 1521 nt
Organism: Indicator indicator
Lineage: Eukaryota; Metazoa; Chordata; Aves; Piciformes; Indicatoridae
Gene: ETV5
Product: ETS variant transcription factor 5
Exons: 12
Coding region: 1-1521 (506 amino acids)
Biological process (GO): cell differentiation; regulation of transcription by RNA polymerase II
Cellular component (GO): nucleus
Molecular function (GO): DNA-binding transcription factor activity, RNA polymerase II-specific; sequence-specific DNA binding
Source: RefSeq, a predicted model, not a curated record
AUGGACGGCUUCUACGACCAGCAGGUUCCCUUCAUGGGUCCCGGGAAGUCCUGCGCAGAGGAGGGCCGAGGCCGGCCAGGAUCUGAUAGGAAAAGGAAAUUUUUGGAAACUGACCUGGCCCACGACUCAGAAGAGCUCUUCCAGGAUCUCAGCCAGCUCCAAGAGGCCUGGCUAGCCGAAGCUCAGGUCCCUGAUGAUGAACAAUUUGUCCCAGAUUUCCAGUCUGACAACUUGGUCCUGCAUGCCCCACCUCCAGCAAAGAUCAAGCGGGAGCUGCACAGCCCUUCCUCAGAGCUGUCGUCCUGCAGCCAUGAGCAGGCUCUGUGUGCCGGCUAUGGGGACAAGUGCCUCUACAACUGCUGUGCCUACGAUAGGAAGCCCCCCGCUGGGUUCAAGCCAUUAACGCCGCCUGCCACACCGGUGUCCCCUGCACACCAGGGACCAGCCCUGCCGCCACCAGCCCCAGCUGUGCAGGCAGCUGCCCAUGGGGCGGCCCCAGCCCCACACCCACUGCAAGAGCAGAGGCCGCAGACCUUCGCCAUGCCGCAGCCGCCUCACCCGCCCAUGCACAUGCCAAAGAUGAUGUCUGAAAACCAAUACCCUGCAGAGCACAGGUUUCAGAGGCAGCUGUCUGAGCCCUGCCACCCCUUCCCGCCACAGCCUGGGGUCCCAGGGGACAACCGCCCUGUCUACCACCGGCAGCUGUCAGAGCCCCUGGGCCCCGCUGCCCUCCGCCCCCCUCAGGGAUUCAAGCAGGAGUACCAUGACCCGCUCUACGAGCAUGGUGGCCCUGGCCUGCCCGGUGCCCCGGGCCGCAGCUUCCAACCCCCCAUGGGCAUCAAGCAGGAGCCCCGGGACUACUGCAUUGACUCAGAAGUGCCUAACUGCCAGUCCUCAUACCUGCAGGGGGGUGUCUUCCCCAGCAGCCAUGAUGGAUUUCCUUAUGACAAGGACUCGCGAUUGUAUUUUGAUGACACAUGUGUUGUACCCGAGAGGCUGGAGGGUAAGAAUCCGGGCCUGGAGAAGGGUAAAGUGAAGCAGGAGCCCACCCUGUACCGUGAGGGUCCUCCCUACCAGCGGCGCGGGUCCCUGCAGCUCUGGCAGUUCCUUGUUACCCUCCUGGAUGACCCUGCCAAUGCUCAUUUCAUUGCCUGGACAGGCCGGGGCAUGGAGUUCAAGCUGAUUGAGCCUGAGGAGGUAGCACGACGCUGGGGCAUCCAGAAGAACCGGCCAGCCAUGAACUAUGACAAGCUCAGCCGCUCCCUGCGCUACUACUAUGAGAAGGGCAUCAUGCAGAAGGUGGCCGGUGAGCGGUACGUCUAUAAGUUUGUCUGCGACCCUGAUGCCCUCUUCUCCAUGGCCUACCCCGACAACCAGCGUCCCUUCCUGAAGACGGAGCCCGACUGCCCGGUGCCCGAGGAGGAGACUGUGCCGCUGACGCACUUCGAGGACAGCCCUGCCUACCUUCUGGAGAUGGAUCCCUGCGGCAGCCUGCCCUACACCGAGGGCUUUGCCUACUGA